CUGUUCGUUUCAGACCAAGUAGGGACAUACUUUGUUGGAAUAUUGCCAAGUCAGUUCUAUGUUGUUCUUGGAAAUAGGGAUCUGUCCGCAUUCAAACUUUUAAUUGCUAAAGCCACGGUGAUAGUCAUAGCGAAAUCAUUGUCUCUUGCGUCAAUCAAGUACUUCACCUCUAUUCUUGCAAUCAGGUGUAGAGAAUUAUGCACAUAUACUCUGCACAGACUUUAUUUCAAAAGAAGAGCAUUUUAUAAACUGGGUACUAUGUCUGAGGGUCUUGAUAACAUCGACCAGCGGCUUACUCAAGAUAUCGAAAAGACCACUCAGGCACUUGCUGUUGAUCUCUUCGCUCCAGUCAUCACUGCACCUUUCAUCAUUCUGUAUUACUCUUACCUGACCUGGAAAAGCUCAGGUUGGAUGGGUCCUUUCACAAUUUAUGUUUAUUUUGCUCUUGUUACUACUAUCAAUCGCUACCUUUUGUCACCUAUCGUGGGUCUUGUCAAUGAAACUGAGAAGAGGGAGGGCGACUUCCGUCAGCGUCACAUGGAAGUCAGAACUAAUGUGGAGUCAAUUGCCUUUUAUCAAUCUGGUCUCAUUGAGAACAUCAUGGCAAAUCAAAAGCUGAAAGUAUUGUUGAAAACCAAGAGAAAGCUUAUUGAGUGGCGAUUUCUUCUUGGCAUUGUCACAAAUAUAUUCGACUAUUUUGGUGGAACACUCUCAUAUCUUAUCAUCGCCAUUCCCAUAUUCAUGACGCAUACUUAUGAUUCGCUCUCUGGUACUGAGCUCAAUGGUGUCGUGUCAAUGAAUGCAUUCUUCUAUCUUUAUCUGAUCUACAGCUUUACAAAUCUGAUCACACUAUCAGAGAAACUAGGAGAUCUUGCUGGUGUUACGCACAGACAAGAAUUGUUAAUGUCUCAUCACAGGGUAAUCGAAUUAUUGGAAGAACUACGACGGUUGCACUCAGAUUGUCUUGAAACGGACAGGCCUCCUUCCACCGUACCAUCAAGCGUCGUAGUAAUCGGGAGUGACGAAGAGGAGAAGGCCAUUACUUCCAAAGCGAUCGAAGAAUUACAUGGCAAACAGCUUUCACUGGAGCGAGAUUGCGACGAUGAGGAGGAAGCACAGUUUCUUCUAGGUAACACUGUUGACCGCGAUGAUGAGUGCCCUGACGAUGGAGUAGCGAUGACAUUAGAUUCAGCCACUUUAGCUGCUCCCAAUGAUGCACACAAUGUCAUAAUCGCCAUUGUAUAG
Messenger RNA from Cylicostephanus goldi, 1245 nucleotides. NCBI's taxonomy places the organism in Eukaryota, Metazoa, Nematoda, Chromadorea, Rhabditida, Strongylidae. The record is from the annotation of a GenBank genome assembly.